Molecule: messenger RNA, 640 nt
Organism: Bombus impatiens (common eastern bumble bee)
Lineage: Eukaryota; Metazoa; Arthropoda; Insecta; Hymenoptera; Apidae
Exons: 2
Coding region: 178-519 (113 amino acids)
Source: RefSeq, a predicted model, not a curated record
CAUGUCUUAAAAAUCAGAACAUAUUAAUAUAGAUAUUAAUUAAAUAUGUUAUUUCAAAACGUAUUUUCUACAUGGUUGUUACUGAAUGUUUCUGUUUUAUCAUUACCAUUGCAUAAAGUUGAGUAUUAAUAUUUUAUUAAUUGCUAUUAUUACAAUCUUUUUUACUAAUCUUUCUCUAUGCAGAUCAAUUUACGAGAUAAAAAAGUAUUCGAGAUUGCCUCUGAUAAUAAAGAUUAUGAUGAACAAAGUGAAAAUGAAAUGAUACAGCCUAAAGAAUUAAGAAAUUUAAACUUUUAUAUAGAAGAUGAAAAUAGAUACAGACCACUACAUUCAUAUGUAGACAGUUACAAUAAACAUGAAACCAUAAAUAAAAUACAGCAUACAAAUAUGUAUUUCCAUUUAAAAUCAAAAAUAUGGGAGAACUCUAAUAUAGGGGAAGAUGAUGCACCAUUUAUUGCUGGUUUUAAGGAAAAUCUUGAUAAAAUUAUAAAAGACAGGAAUUCAAAAUUUGCAAAAUAAUUCUUCUUUUUCAAAGAUAACUAAUGUUGCUGCUAAUAUCAAUAAGAAUAAAAGAUCAAUUUCUGCAAACAUAUUUGAAGAAGAUCCUAGAUAUGCUGAUAGUACAGAACCAGGAGAAGAA